This is a messenger RNA of Phasianus colchicus (ring-necked pheasant), 6671 nucleotides long. Lineage: Eukaryota; Metazoa; Chordata; Aves; Galliformes; Phasianidae. The record is from RefSeq and is a predicted model, not a curated record.
GAUUCUUAGAAAAAAAGAGAGACUCAGAAAAGCCUUAUUUAUGCAGAUAGAAUGAGCUCGGAUAUCUUUUGUAGUGAUAGUUCACAGUGAUUUUGUUUGAUACGCAGAGAUUUCCCCGGCUGAGUGCAUGCAAAUCGUCAAGCACUCGUAAUUUUACACAGAACACAGCGGCUUAAUAAACGCCCCGCCCCCUCCUCCAGGUGCGCGUACAUCCAGGCGUAAGGUGAAGGGGCGGGGCCAGCGAAACGGGCGGGCUCAUGAAGGAGGCGGGACUUCCGCUGGCCCCGCCCCUCCCGCGCGUCGCUGCUGCUCUUCCUUCCGGAAACGCCGCUCCUCGGCCCGGAGUGCCGCCGCAGCCAUGGGGGGAAAGAACAAGCAGCGGACCAAGGGCAACGUGCGGCCUUCUAGCAGUGGCCGGGCUGCAGAGCUCCUCGCCAAAGAACGCGGGACGGUGCCUGGGUUUAUCGGCUUUGGAACAUCGCAGAGUGAUCUAGGUUAUGUUCCUGCAGUUCAGGGAGCAGAGGAAAUAGACAGCCUCGUGGAUGCUGAUUUUCGAAUGGUCUUGCGAAAACUCUCUAAAAGGGAUAUCAUAACAAAAUUAAAAGCUAUGCAAGAGUUUGGUGCGAUGUGCAAAGAAAGAGAAGCAGAAGUUGUUAAAGGUGUUCUUCCUUACUGGCCAAGAAUUUAUUGUAAAAUCUCACUAGAUCACGAUCGCCGUGUUCGAGAAGCAACUCAGCAAUCUUUUGAGCAACUGAUUCUUAAAGUGAAAAAACACUUGGCGCCUUACUUAAAAAGUAUCAUGGGAUACUGGCUAAUUGCACAAUGUGACACUUACUCCCCUGCUGCUUCUGCUGCAAAAGAAGCUUUUGAAAAAGCUUUUCCUUCAAGCAAACAACCUGAAGCCUUAGCGUUCUGUAAAGAUGAAAUUCUUAAUGUUCUUCAAGAUCACCUUCUGAAAGAGACACCUGACACACUCAGUGAUCCUCAAACUGUACCAGAGGAAGAAAGAGAAGCCAAAUUUUUCCGGAUUUUGACCUGUUCCUUGUUAGCUUUAAAAAAGUUGCUUAGCAUGCUGCCAAAGAAAGAGAUGCAUUCACUGGAGGAAAAAUUAAUGUCGCUUCUGUCUCAAAACAAAUUUUGGAAAUAUGGUAAACACAGCACACCGCAGGUUCGUUCAGCUUUCUUUGAGCUGGCUUCUGCUUUCUGCCAGUACUUGCCUGAGCUGAUGAAAGCUGAAGCACCAAGAGUUUGUCCUGCUGUUCUUCUCAGUAUUGACGACAGUGAUGCAGUAGUAUGUCCUGCUCUUUGGGAAGCUGUCCUUCAUGCUAUUGCCACUAUUGAGGACUGUUGGAGUCAUGUAAAUGCCAGAAAAGGAGUUCUACCGAAACUGUGGACAGUACUUCGAGAAGGUGGACGAGGACUGGCUACUGUUAUAUACCCGAAUAUCUUGCCAUUCAUUAGCAGGGUACCUCCUGGCAUCACAGAACCAAAGCUGGAAUAUUUCAGAACUUUUUUCAGCUCAAUGAUUCAAGGGUUAUCAAAUGAGCGGGCACUAGCCAGUCCUUCAGAAAGUUCAGCAAUUAUAACUACUUUUAUGGAAUGUCUGCGCUUUGCCAUACUACAGAAGAUAGAUGAAGAUGAACAAAGACAAAUACAUCAAAUGCUAAUAUUUGACCAGCUAAUUCCUCUAACUGAUGCUGUACUUCAGGAGCCCAGGUUACAAAAUGGACCAUUAUUUUAUCAAAUAGCAGAAACAAUAAGCUCCUGGGAAGCGAAAGCUGAAGUCUCUAGUGAUGAUAAUACAAAUGAAGUUUUCCAGAAACUAUUGUCAAAUUUCUGGGACUGUCUUUUAAAAAUGUGUAUACUUCAUGUUGAUAAAUUGGAGGCUGAUGAGAAGACAUUGUUUGCCAUAUCUGAUAUGCUGGAGGUUCUUCAAAAUCCAAAGACUGCUACGAGACCAAACAAUAGAAGAUCUCUAAAAGUAAAAUUUUCAGAUGAGGAUGAGUCUGAAAGGAACACGGAGAAUGGAAAGAUCACGGAAGUGAGGAAUAAUAGUGACUCUGAAAUACAAGCUGACCUACAGCAUAGUUCAGUUCUAAGGAAAGAACCUUUAGAAAAUUUAGUCUGCCACCUUUCUGAGCUGAGUAUUGUGUAUGUCAACGAACAGAAGUCAGAGCAGCAUUUGAAAUUCCUUGCUGCCCUUCUCAACUCUUUUUCUUCAAACAGAGUUUUUCAAGUACUUUUAAAGCAGGGAAGCAAUGCAAGGUGUCCUCCAGCUGAAUCCCAAGAAGACAUAAAAGUUCAUAAUGAAAAUCCAUCUGUACAAUUUCUGUAUAUGAAUUUAAUAACUUGGCUUAAAGAAGACUGGAGGAAAGACAUGCAUUUUCUGGUUGAUAUUUUGUACAGUGUGCUUAACUGUUGCAACAGUAAUGAUGAAAGGAAAGUCAUUCUUGAUGAUUUAACAAAGAUGGACCUGAAAUGGAUCGUUUUUCUCCAGAUAAUUCAAAAGGCAUGCUCUAGCACAACAAAACUUUUGUUAAUCUCUGAGUGGCUGAAAGGAGAUAUGCUUGGAGAAAGACUUGUAAUGCUGGCAGAUGAUCUGUGUCACCUGGGUUUAAAACCAAUAGCAACCUCACCAGAAUCAUCCUCUUCAGAAAAAUGGACCGUCCUGAGCUUGGUGUUGUCACAACACAUUAAAAAUGAAUCUUUGAUUGGUGAAACUUAUGUCAAAAGGAUUAUUGAUAAACUUCAAGCAGCGCUGUCUAAAGCUAAGGAUCUUUCAGAAGCUGGAAAUACCGAACCAUCUGUAUCUUUUAUCUGUGAUGUAGCCUCAAGCUUUUUCAGUUCUGUUAAAGGGUGUUUACUGAUGCCAUCCUCAGAAGACUUGCUGCUUACCAUCUUCCAACUGUGUGCUCAGAGGCAGGAUGCUACACAUUUAACAGAUUUGCUUGUAAGCAAGUUAAAGCAUACUUGGAUAUCUGGUGUAAAUUCGCUCGUCCGUCAUCUUCGGAGUAUGCAGAAUCAGAGCACCUUUUUGCAUAAGUCUGCACUAUGGAUCAAGAAUCAAAUUCAGUCUUCCUCUUUGGAUGUCAAAAGCCUUCAGGUUUUGAUCUCUGCAGUUAGUGAUUUAUUGUCUACACUUCUGGAAGCUGACAGACAGUCUGGAUGUCUUGUGGGAGCUUAUGUUGAGCACAUUAUGCCCAACAGAACUGAAUGGGAAAAAUUACGUGAGUCUCUUUCUGCUGAGUGGAUGCACAAACCUCUUUUGGAAGGAAGGCUGAGUAUGAAUUGUGAACAUUUGGGAUCAUGUGUUAAGCUAUGUGGCACAACUAAACUUCCAGGACAUCUGUGUACUUCAGCCUUAUUAAGUAAAAUGGUGCUACUUGUACUGGAAAAUGAUAUGGUGAAGGGAAAUGAGGAUGCUGAAAGAAAGAAAAUUGAUAAUAUAUUUGCAGAACUGUUGUAUUCAUUACAAUGGAUUGAAGAAUUGGAGAAUCCUCCUUAUCUGCUUCUGGAAUAUCUUCAUAUGUUAGAAGAAAUGCACAUCACAUAUGAAAAGUUCAGCGCACUCAGUAAUACAACUAACCUUCAGCAAACAAUAUUUGAUAGAUCAGAGGAACAUGGAAGACUCUGGUCCUUAGUCAUGGCCAAAGUGAUUCAUGGAGAAGACGCUGUAUCCUGUGAGAUGAAAAAGCUGUUUAAGACGAGCGAAGGGUUUCUGCCAUUAACAGAGGGCAGAUUGCAUACACUUCAGUGCCUAUCACCCUUUUUAAUUGAGGAGGAGAAGAGAGAACUUGUUUUCCACUGUGUGGCCAAACUUAUGACAUGUACACCAACAGAGCUCUCCAGUACUGAUGGAGCUUUUGGGUGUCUCUCCAUUUUGAAUUCCUGCUUGAAUGACAAAAGUUUUGGUUGUGAUCACCUCUUACCCGGAGUACUAAAAAUCAUAAUAUCUUGGAAAAAUGAUAAUGAGGACAGUUUCCUCUUUAGCUGCAAUCUGAAAGAAACAAGUGCUCAGUUGCUUGGGAAGGAAUGUAAAACAUCUACUUUAAACCAAAUAUUAUUAUGAAAUUUUCCUCUUAUUUUUUUUUCUUCCUAGACAACAUCAGAAAACCAUUCACUCUAUCAUGUCCCACUUGUGCAGAUUUUUGCCUGUGUCAGUUGUGACCUGGCAUCUGCCCUCAGUGCUUACUUUGAACCUGCAGCUCCUAAGACUACUGAAAACCUUCCUGUGAAUUUGGUCAGUGAAUGGAAAGAAUUCUUUUCUGAAGGAAUUCACAAUUUGCUGUUACCUCUGUUUGUGAAAGUCACAGGAGAAACAAAAACUGCAACUGAAGGCUCUUUUCAGAACUCCGUGUUAACAUCUUUGGGUGAAGCUCUAACUUACAUCUCGAAGGACCAGUUGUUAAACCAUAAGCUACCAGCAAAGUUUGUUGCAGGCCAGAAAACAAAUCUUCCAGAUAAUCUACAGACUCUGUUAAAUACAUUAUCUCCACUGCUGCUUUUCCGAGCUAGAUCUGUACAGGUUUCAGUCUACCAUAUGUUGUAUAAGUUAAUGCCUGAGUUGCCUAAAUUUGAUGAUGAAGAUCUCAAGUCUUAUGGUGAUGAAGAGGAGGAAUUAGCAUUAUCACCUCCAGCAGCUCUUAUGUCUGUCCUUGCCACGCAAGAGCUCUUGCUAGAAAACAUCUUAGAAUGCAUUCCAGUUGGGGAGUUUGCAGUUAUUCAGCCCCUGAGCGAUGAGUUCUGCCUUGUUCUAGGAUAUCUUCUCACUUGGAAGUUGACGUUAACUUUCUUCAAAGCGGCUUCUUCUCAGCUGCGAGUUCUCUAUUCACAAUACCUUAGAAGAACUAAAAGCUUGAACAAACUGCUUUAUCACUUGUUCAGGCUUAUGCCUGAAAACCCUGUCUUUUCUGGGCUGACUUCAGAAGUUCCAAAUAAGGAUACAAAAACAUUCUUUACUGAAGAGCUUCAUUUAGAUGUCAAAGGGACGGGAGCCCUGUCAUCCCAGAUCCCGCAUUUGGCUUGUUCUGUGUAUCAUAUAACACUGAAAGACUUGCCAGCCAUGGUUAGGCUUUGGUGGAAUAGCUGUGAGAAACGUGUCUUCAAUGUUGUGGAUAAAUUUACAAGCAAGUAUGUCAGCAGUGUGCUUUCUUCACAGGAAAUAUCUUCUGUUCAGACCAGCACACAGCUAUUUAAUGGCAUGACGGUAAAAGCUCGGUCUGCUGCACGGGAAGUCAUUGCUACCUAUUCAGUUGAUGAUAUAUUUAUUGAACUAAUAAUACAGCUUCCAACAAAUUACCCACUGGGGUCUAUAACAGUUGAGAGUGGAAAGAGAGUUGGUGUGGCUGUUCAGCAAUGGCGCAACUGGAUGCUGCAGUUAAGCACGUAUCUUACACAUCAAAAUGGAAGUAUUAUGGAAGGCCUAUCUCUGUGGAAAAAUAAUGUGGAUAAACGUUUUGAGGGCAUCGAAGAUUGCAUGAUCUGUUUUUCAGUCAUUCAUGGUUCCAACUAUUCUCUGCCCAAAAAAGCUUGCAGAACAUGCAAGAAAAAGUUUCAUUCAGCUUGCUUGUACAAAUGGUUCACAUCCAGCAACAAAUCCACCUGUCCACUUUGUCGAGAGACUUUUUUCUGAAAUAAAACGGUCUGUCUUCUUUCUGUGAGCUAAGUAGUACAUGAAGAAGAGGCAAUAAACUGUGUGUUGAAAGAAGCAAACUACUUGGAAAUAAUUUCUAUUACUUAAAGUUCUUGACUGUUGGGAUAUGACACAUAUUUACCUCUGGACUGUUUUUUUUGUAAGAGAUUGAAGAGUCUUUGAUAUAAAAAAAAAUAUAUAAGAAUAAUUUAUUUUGAUUUGUAUAUUUUUAAGGUAUUAAGAUAUGUUAAAAAUUCCUAAGUGAUGUAGAGUUAUGUCUGAAAAUUGGUGUUUAAGCCACAGCAUAGUUGAUUAAAACCUCUUAUUUUCACUGUCAUGGUGGCAUGCACUUAAGGCCAGAUCAUGCCUAUUAAUAUAACAGGUGAAUUUAACGUUGGUGGCGUAAAGACUUGAUUUUUUGAUUAUAGUGUAUGUGGGUUCACAAUAGUUCCUCUUAUGGGGGAGGUAAAAAAUAAAUAAAUGAAUAAAAAUGCUGCAGUUAAACAUUGAGGCAUGGACUUAGGGCGAUAACUUUCUGUUAAAGUGUAAAAUUUAAACACAGCAUGCUCUAAAUUAACAUUUAUAAAUUGAGCUUUCACCUUUGUCUUAUUUUCUGAAAAAAAAACUAAGCCAACCAGCACUCAAAAACCAUGAAAACCCUGAAGUUUAAGGUAGCACAGAGGGCACUGUCAUUCCUGCAUGACAGUGAGGAAACACUGCCCAUUUAAUGCAGAUUGGCUUUUAAGAAGACAUGCACACCAAUCAAUUCUUCUAUUGUCAUUAUUUCAGUUAAUGUCUUUGUUAGCUGAGGCAUAAACUAUGACUGAAUUUACCAUGUAAUUCCAGUGUCCAGUAAUAAUAAGGGCUCUAAAUGAACAUGAUAGAUGUAUCAGAAUCUAACAUCAUCUUCAUUCCACUAGUCCUUUUCCACGUUGUUGUUUUUUUAAUAGCAGUAGCAUACUAAUAUACUCCAACUUGGAUGGUGUUGUUCCAUGGCAGAUUCCUUGGAAAACUCAAUAAAAGAAAAGGAAUGAAUGAA